Dermacentor silvarum is the source of this 650-nucleotide messenger RNA. RefSeq lists its product as uncharacterized. Lineage: Eukaryota; Metazoa; Arthropoda; Arachnida; Ixodida; Ixodidae. Bases 1 to 483 code for a protein of 160 amino acids. The transcript has 2 exons. The record is from RefSeq and is a predicted model, not a curated record.
AUGCUAGCUGCACCGGGACCGGUACCCGCCACGGGAAGUGACAUCACCACUGGUCAAGCGACAUCCACUCGAAAAUCACGGCGAGUGCGUUUCACCCUGCCCAGUGGCCGCGUGGUGUGCCCGAGGAUAGUGGAGCUGGCUGCACGAGACACGGUCAUCCUGGCUACGGGCGCUGCAGUGGAUAACAAGCGGGCUUCACACGGCGACGCUGCUCCCGAUCCCGGCCCUUCGUCAGGACCCGUAGCCCAGAAACGCAUCGUCUACCGUGGAGGUAUUCCUCUCAAGCGCUACAAGCGAUGCCAUCGGAUCGACAACGCUGCUGGUGGGGAAAGCAUCAGGAGUGGCCCCGAGACAUCGUCACACGAUGACAUGCUGGAUGUCAACCGCGACCUGGUGUCUUCUGCCAACUGUGCCGGAACGUUGUACCAUUCUACCACGGACGACGGGUUCAUGGAGGAGAUCAUGGCGAUGGCCGAAGACUAGUGCGACAAGAAAUGAACAUUCUAUCGAUAUCGAAUGAGAGGACUGUAAAUGCACCGAAUUUCGUACAUGUGACAAGUGCGCGAAUGUGAAAAUGGUCACAUCACACCUGGAUUUAUCAGUUCGUUUAUUGUUUUAUUUGUUGAAGAACAUGAUGUAUAUGGACCAAU